AUGGCGACUCAAGAUGCAACUGGCAUCCCGUUCUCACUCGCCCAUGAGCAACAAAGCUUCAGAUUGAUAGAACUACCCCCAGAGCUCCUCGAUCUCUUAGCUAGUGGAGAUUCGCCGGUGCUGUCGAUAAAAUCUGCGGAAGCCUCGGCCAGCCCAGACGCUCCUCCAAAGCCCGCUCAUGCCGUCCUCUGCACGCCGAACAGGACCUACCAACUCCGCCAUGUCCAAACCUCCAAUUCUGUCCUCAUCACCCAAGCUUUCGAGCAUUAUCUCAACGGGGAAGAAGAAUUACCAGUGCCCGGCAUUUCUGCAGUAGCGGCCUGCACCGCAACUCUCGAGCUGCACCCUACAACCGACUCCGCCAUCCCCUACCUCAAGCAAGCUCUGCCAAUCUGGCACGGGACGGAAGCAGAAGUCAUAACCCCGCCAUCUUCACAAGCGACAAGGAGCAAGCAUGCCAUCUUCACCGACGUCCCCCUCUCAUCUGGCGAAUGUGACGCAGCAUGGAUGCAACUGUGCGCCUUCAGCCAUAACGGCGCGUCCUUCCGACCAUCAGCGCGGGUUCGCCUCCGAUUGUGGCAGGCCCUUAUGAGUGCUGCCUAUUCGGAGAGUAUAGACCCCGGAUCCCAGUUCCUCACAUCAGAUCUGUGGAAAGCAAUUUCAGAUGAAGGGUACCCCCAGGGCCUAGUAGAAGCCGUGCUGCGGCGCUUGACGCCGGAGGAGCAGGAUAUGGCAACUGGCUGGGCAAGCAUUGACGCGUCCAAAUGCGCCGCAUGGGUCGGGGCGACGAUGUUAGAAGCGCAGGCGGAGCUGGGAACGGAGUUACUUACUGCGCGGUUCUUGGAUGGGUGGAGGGAUAGCCUGCCUGAAGCGUGGCGCGGCGGGGCUGAGCUGAGCGCGAUACAGGACGUGUACGUACUCUCGAGUGCCACGAACAUCGCUUUGAAGCCUGAGUUGGUCAGUGAAACCAGUGCCGGUAAGGCUGAGGCGGGCAGCAAGCUGGCUGCGGGAGGGAGGAAAUGGCACGAGAGGUUCAAGAAAGGGCGACGGUAA
This is a messenger RNA of Coniosporium apollinis CBS 100218, 1053 nucleotides long. RefSeq lists its product as uncharacterized. Gene Ontology annotation, biological process: maintenance of mitotic sister chromatid cohesion; mitotic sister chromatid cohesion. Lineage: Eukaryota; Fungi; Ascomycota; Dothideomycetes. Gene Ontology annotation, cellular component: chromatin; nucleus; Ctf18 RFC-like complex. The transcript has 3 exons. The record is from RefSeq and is a predicted model, not a curated record. The coding region runs from base 1 to 1053 and encodes 350 amino acids.